Molecule: messenger RNA, 849 nt
Organism: Portunus trituberculatus (swimming crab)
Lineage: Eukaryota; Metazoa; Arthropoda; Malacostraca; Decapoda; Portunidae
Product: serine/threonine-protein kinase STE20-like
Exons: 1
Coding region: 1-849 (282 amino acids)
Biological process (GO): protein phosphorylation
Molecular function (GO): ATP binding; protein kinase activity
Source: RefSeq, a predicted model, not a curated record
AUGAAGCCCGCCAUCCUCUCCCAGGACGACCUGAAGGAGAUGCUGAAGCAUCCUUACCGCUCGCUGGGGAAGGGCGCCCAGGGCGCUGUGUACCUGGUGAAGUACAGGGGCGCCGACUGCUGCCUCAAGCUCGCCAGCAGGCAACAGGACCCCGAGAGGUUCCUGUACGAGGGGGAGGUGUUGAGGAAGAUGAAGGGGGCAGGCGGCGCCCCGCGGCUGCUGGCAGCCACAGAAGAUGAGGGCCGGCGCCUGGGCCUUCUGAUCACCUUCUGCGGGGACGACACUUUCAUGCAGCUGUCCCGCGUGGCGCGCACCGACCAGGAGAUGCUGCACGCCUUCAUCCAGCUGUGCCGCGGCGUACACAAGGUGCACGCCCGAGGGUACGUACACAACGACAUCAAGGCUAACAACGUGGUCGUGCGCCGCGACGCCCACGAUGGGCGUGUGCACGUGUCCCUUAUUGACUACGGCCUGGCACAGAGGAAGGGCGUGCCCCUGCUCUCACACGUCCGCACGUACAACCGCCUGGCCUGGAUGGCGCCGGAGGUGUACCAGUGUGCGCCGUGCCGUCCCUCCAUGGACGUGUACUCGCUGGGCCACCUGCUGAAGGAAGUCCUGGCCCAGUGCAAGGGUUCGUACCCCGAGCUGCAGGAGGUGGCCCAGCGUGCCAUGGCCACGCUGCCUCAACACCGCCCCUCCCUCAAGGCCCUCACAAAGAUUCUGGAGCGCUGCCUGCUCCCCAGCCCUCCCUCACCCUCUCCCUCCUUCCAGACCCGCCUGCGCUCUUUCCUUGUCACUGUAGGGAAAGUCCUUUGCAUCAAGAAAAACACCAGUGAAGCAUUCGAUUGA